ACUGCCUUUGCUUGUUCCCCUUCCCCUUUCCUUUAAGAGAGUCCCUUACAAUCCUUGUUUUCUAAUUGUGUGUUCAAUAAGCGCUCUCCCUUCAUUCUUCAGCAAAUUGAAAGGACAAAUACCUUCGAACGCUCAAGAUCGUAUAUAUUAUCCAUUAUAUACAAAAUCUGUCUGCUAGCCGUAAGGAUCGUCGUCCAAUCUUUCUACUACGCACCGACCGACUCUCACCCUCAUCUUCUUUUUGACAGCCUUUUCAUUCUUUUCAUCUUCCACUUAUAAUCGAUGCCUGGUGCAGUCACCUAUUCAAGCGCAGUGGGUGGAGGCUAUCCGGGCGAUCCUAAUCAGUAUCAUCCCCCGAACUAUGGUGGUGGUCCACCCAACCCCGGCAUGUCUCGUCGCCCCACACUAGGUCGAGCACCUAGUAGACGAAUAGUACCUGGACACAACAGUAUUGCCCGCGCAGGUUCUAACCUGCAGCGUGGACGUACUUUGAUUCGACCAGACAGAUACCAAGAACCAGCACCGCUUUUGACCGGCAAACAAGAAUCGUCCAGUGCAUUUGAUCCUUGGGUCAUCAUCUCGCGCAUCUUCACAUUUUGGGCAUUCUCUCCCAUGCUGAAAGCGAUAGGUAAAACCGAUAAAGGCAUGCAACAAGCAUGGCGAGAAAAGGUCACCCUGUGUAUGAUCAUCGCUAUGAUGGGCGGUUUGGUCGCCUUUCUGACCGUCGGACUCAGCGUCGUGUUAUGUCCGCCUGACCAAUCCAAUAACCAGGAACAUUAUGCCCACUAUAAUGAUACCGUUACUGCUGGUGGUUUGGUCGGUAUUGAAGGUUGGCAGUUCAACGUUAGUCAGUCGAAACCUACAGCGACUGCCAAUUUCUACGCCUUGGCAGCUGUACCUGGAACCGAUAUCACCUAUUUGUUUGCUAAUCAUGGCAAUAACAUUGGCGCUUGUACCAACCCUGGUAAUGCCAAUACUGCUAAAUUUACCGCUGUUACGUUCGAUCCUUGCAGUGCGAAUACAUGUGUCCUGGAUGCUAUCUCUGCUGCUACCUUUGCAAAGUACGGUUUGACGAAUACCACUCGUCAAGUUGGAUUUGAUUGGACCCAGUUAGGCGCCGCCAACCUCACCAACUACUUUGUCAUUGACGGAAACGUUUUAAAUAUGGACCCUUACAUGAAAGCGCACCCGCAGCCCAUUGCCAACGAUCCUUUGGAUGAUGUGAUUCGCUCUAUUUUGAAUACAACAUUUGGCGAAGGCGGAAAGGACGCAACCAAGCUCUUUUUCCGUAACGAUGAGUUAAAAGCUGCAACCGACUGUCUAGUCCAGAAAUACUAUGCCGGUCAUAUCGACAAGUCAACCCCCGGUUGUUUUGCUGCAUCCCUUAUCCUUUACUUCUCACUAUUGAUCAUUCUCAGUCUCGUUCUUUCUCGAUUUUUCAUGGCUAUGAUCUUUGCCUGGUUUUAUUCUCGCAAGUUGUCAAAAACACCUCCACCUCUCAAGUCUUCUGCCAGCUCCGUCAACCUUCUUCCUAAGAAUACCAUGGAGAUGGGAAAUGCUAGUAACUGGACCAAUCGACAGGACCCGGAUGUUCUUACUAAACCCGUCGAGAUCGGAAACGACUUGUUCACUGUUUUGCUGAUUACUUGUUACUCCGAAGGUCUCGAAUCCAUUAAGGGAACUAUCGAAUCAUUGGCUACCACUGAUUAUCCCGAUGACCGAAAACUCCUCUUCGUCAUUGCCGAUGGUAUUAUUACUGGAAGUGGUGAAACCGUUUCGACUCCCGAUAUUUGUUUAUCCUUGAUGCACCUUGACAAUCCAGCCGACCGUGAAGCUUUGCCCAUGCCCUAUGUAGCGGUUGCUGCCGGUGCCAAGCAAUUCAAUUGUGCCAAAGUGUAUGCUGGUCAUUACAUGACGAAAAAGCACAAAGUGCCCAUGAUGCUGAUCGUCAAGUGUGGAAAUCCGGAUGAACAAGGCAAACCUAAGCCCGGUAACCGCGGUAAACGUGAUUCCCAGCUCAUCUUGAUGAACUUCUUCAGUCGUGUUACCUACAACGACCGUAUGACUCCACUGGACUAUGACAUUUUCCGAAAGAUACAACGAUUGAUGCAUGUGACACCCGAUUACUUUGAAUUAUGUCUUAUGGUGGAUGCCGAUACCAAAGUUUAUAAAUCUUCAAUGCGCCUUCUCAUCAACUGUAUGAUCAACGAUAACCUUAUUAUGGGACUUUGUGGUGAAACGAAAAUCGCAAACAAGAGGGAUUCAUGGGUGACAGCCAUUCAAGUCUACGAAUAUUACAUUUCCCAUCAUUUGGCUAAGGGCUUCGAGUCUAUCUUUGGUGGUGUUACCUGUUUACCUGGAUGUUUCUGUAUGUAUCGACUUAAGGCACGAAAAGGAGACGGUGAUUGGGUUCCCAUCAUCACCAAACCUGAAAUUGUUCAAGAAUAUUCGCAAAACACCGUUGAAACCCUUCAUCAAAAGAAUCUUUUGCUUCUUGGUGAAGAUCGUUUCCUGACCACUCUCAUGCUUCGAAACUUCCCUCAUCGCAAGAUGGUGUUCACUCCCCAAGCUGUCUGUAAAACUGUCGUCCCUGAUGAAUUCAAGGUGCUGCUUUCCCAGCGACGUCGUUGGAUUAACUCAACUAUCCAUAACCUUUUUGAAUUGGUCCUGGUUCGAAAUCUUUGCGGUACCUUCUGUUUCUCUAUGCAGUUUGUCGUUAUGAUGGAUCUUAUCGGUACUUUGGUUCUUCCUGUCGCCAUUAUCCUUACUGUGGUCUUGAUUAUUUCCAUGGCCAGAACUCACAUCACCAGUUUUGUGCUCGCCGUCCCACUUAUAUUGCUCAUCAUCGUCCUGUUUUCACCUGCUCUUUUGAUUCUUAUCACUACUAAGAAGUGGAUCUAUGUCGCAUGGAUGGGUGUGUAUCUCUGUGCUCUUCCCAUUUGGAACUUUGUGUUGCCGGUGUAUUCCUUCUGGCAUUUUGACGAUUUCUCAUGGGGUGAGACAAGAAAAGUUACUGGCGAAGGAAAAGGCGACGACCACGGAAAGACGGAUGGUGUAUUUGAUCCUUCCAAGGUCCCCAUGAAGCGUUGGGAGGAACACGAACGUGCUCGAAUUCGGGCAAACAAGCGUCAGGAAAGAAAGCGCCGUAAUCAACAGAACCAACCCCCUCUUCCUUCCGGCUUUUCUCAUAACGUAAUGCCUGGCGAGGACGAAUCGCGUGCACGACUUUUGGAUAAUGCCUCAGAACUGUCUAUGGACACAGCAGAUAAUCUUGGUUCACCCGUCAAUUACUUUGAUCCAUCCAAGGAGGGAUCUGGUAAAGCUGGUGGUUAUUACCCAAGCUACCGACCCACCGCUAAUCCGAACCUGCCUGUGCCAGCGGCAGCUGGACCAUGGGGUCCUAGUAGCUACUCGAGCCCAAUGUCCAGUCCGCGAUCACCACAAUCCAUGGGCCGACCCAUGCCACCACCUCCUUCACCUGGUGCCCCACCAAUGCAACACCAGCGUCCACUUCAACUUCAACAAGGCUUUGUACCACAGGGCUCCCCACAGAUGAGACCUCCCGGCGGAUACAGACCUCCACCACCUCGUAAUGGCUCUAACCGUCCACUCUAGACGAUACCACUCUUUUAUUUACCAUUUAUCAUUCUCCUCUCCCAACAACCCCUCAACCAUUGCAAGUCAUUAUUCUUUUUUGAAAAACAAGAUCAAAACCAUCUCUUUCUCUCAGCAUUUCAUAAACUUGUACAUCUGACCCCCUUGUUCUUUUUUAUUCCUU
Messenger RNA from Umbelopsis ramanniana AG, 3778 nucleotides. RefSeq lists its product as uncharacterized. The transcript has 5 exons. NCBI's taxonomy places the organism in Eukaryota, Fungi, Mucoromycota, Umbelopsidomycetes, Umbelopsidales, Umbelopsidaceae. Gene Ontology annotation, cellular component: cell septum; cell periphery. Bases 283 to 3615 code for a protein of 1110 amino acids. The record is from RefSeq and is a predicted model, not a curated record. Gene Ontology annotation, molecular function: chitin synthase activity.